Molecule: messenger RNA, 3066 nt
Organism: Condylura cristata (star-nosed mole)
Lineage: Eukaryota; Metazoa; Chordata; Mammalia; Eulipotyphla; Talpidae
Gene: AP5Z1
Product: adaptor-related protein complex 5, zeta 1 subunit
Exons: 18
Coding region: 58-2538 (826 amino acids)
Cellular component (GO): AP-5 adaptor complex
Source: RefSeq, a predicted model, not a curated record
GGACUCAGGCUGUCGGGCGCGAGCGGCUGGAGCCUGCGGGCUGCGUUUCCCGGCGCGAUGUUCACGGCGGGAGCCGAGAGUCUGCUCCACCAGGCCAGGGAGAUCCAGGAUGAGGAGCUGGGGAAGUUCUGCUCCCGGAUCAGUAAACUGCUACAGAAGGAGGACUGGAGGCCGGAAGCCACUGACAGCCUGCGGAGGCUCUUCCUCAUCAUCUCUGCCACAAAAUACCCCAGGAAGCUGGAGAAGACGUGCGUGGACCUGCUGCAGGCUGCCCUCUGCUCCCCCACCACCUGCCCUGAGCAGCUCCAGGUCCUCUGCGCCGCCAUCCUGAGAGAGAUGUCGCCCUCCGAUAGCCUGAGCCUGUCCUGUGAGAAUAUCCAGAGCACCCAGCAGCUGAGCCUGACGGCAUCUGUGCUUCUGGCCCAGGGUGACAGCGAGAAGGCCAGAGGCGUGGGCCAGCGCGUCUUCAAAGUCCUGGAGAGCCGGCACCCUGAGGGCCCCAGUCUGAGGCAGCUCCUCCCGGUCCUGGGGAAGGUCGCCAGCCUGGCCCCAGGCACCUUCCAUGAAGACCAGGUCAACCUGCUCAACAAGAGGCUGGUGGACUGGCUCCGCUAUGCCAGUGUCCAGCAGGGGGUGGCACACUCCUCCGGAGGCUUCUUCACACCCAGAGCCCGGCAGCCCGGCCCCAUCACCGAGGUGGAUGGUGCAGUAGCCACCGACUUCUUCACGGUGCUCUCUACUGGCCAGCACUUCACGGAGGACCAGUGGCUGAAUGUGCAGGCCUUCUCCAUGCUGCGGGCCUGGCUUCUGCACAGCGACCCCCAAGGCGCUGGCGCCCCAGAUGCAGACGACAGGUCGGAGCUGGAGGGCUCCACCCUGUCUGUGCUCUCUGCCGCCUCCACCGCCAGCGGCCUGCUGCCCCCCCAGGAGCGACUGCGGGAGAAGGCCUUGGAGUACUGCCAGCGCCUCAUUGAGCAGAGCAACCGGCGAGCCCUGAGGAGGGGAGACUCGGACCUGCAGAAAGCUUGCCUGGUAGAAGCUGUGCUGGUGCUGGACGUGCUCUGCCGGCAGGACCCCGCCCUCCUGUACCGCACGCUCCCCUGCCUGAAGGCCCUGCACGCCCGGCUGUGUGGGGACCCCCCCUGCGUGCGGGCGCUGCUGCCCGUGGCCCAGUUCUUCCUGAACCACGUGGGCGCCUGGAUGCGCCUUUCAGAGAAUGUUUCGGUGGCUUCCACUCGGGGUGGGCUGAGGCGGCCUGACUGCCACAGAGAGGCUCUCGUGCCAAGCCCGGCGCUGGCCUUCGAAUUCAUCCAGUUCUGCAGGGACAACCUUCACCUGUUUGGCAGGAACCUGGGCAUUCUCAGAUCAAGCUUCCCCAACCUCUUUAAGUUCCUGGCCUGGAACAGCCCGCCCCUCACCUCUGAGUUUGUGGCGCUGCUGCCCUCGCUGGUGGACGCCAGCACUGCCCUGGAGAUGCUCCACGCGCUGCUCGACCUGCCCUGUCUGACGGCAGCCUUGGACCUGCAGCUCAGGUCGUCGCCAAGUGUGUCGGCGGAGAGGCCGCUCUGGGACGCCUCCCUUCGGACCCCCAGCUGCCUGGAGGCCUUCCGGGACCCACAGUUCCAGGGCCUCUUCCAGCACCUGCUGCGAGCCAAGGCCAGUGGGACCACCGAGAGGCUGGCGCCGCUCCACCACCUGCUGCAGCCCAUGGCCAGCUGUGCUCGAGUGGUCCAGUGCGCCGAGGCUGUGCCGCUCCUGCUCCAGGUGUUCUUCUCGGCGGUGGCCCAGCUCUCUGACAGGGCCCUGACCAACCGGCUGGCGCUGCUGCUUCUAGAGAGAAGCGACUCGCUCUACCAGGUGCCCCAGUACGAGGCUCGCGUGCACAGGGUGCUGAGCGCCCAGUUCCUGGCCCUGUGUCAGCUGCGGCCCUCCCUGGUGGUGGAGCUGGCGAAGGAGCUGCUGGAGUUCGUGGGCAGCGCGAGCGGCGUCCGGAGCAGAGGGAGCAUGCUCACCUGCGUGGUGUGGGCCGUCGGCGAGUACCUGUCAGUGUCCUGGGACCGGCGAUGUACCGUGGAGCAGAUCAACAAGUUCUUUGAGGCCCUGGAAGCCCUGCUGUUUGAGGUCGCCCAGUCCCGCCCCUCUGCCGCCCUCCCCAAGUGUCCGCCGCAGGUCAUCACCGUGCUCAUGACCACACUGACCAAGCUGGCCUCCCGGAGUCAAGACCUCAUCCCUCGGGUCUCUCUGUUCUUGUCCAAAAUGAGGACCCUGGCCCAGAGCCCGGCCAUGAGCUCAGCCCACGGCGAGGCGGACGCGGCGGCCGUGCGCACCCGGGCCACCGAGCUGCUGAACCUGCUGAAGAUGCCAAGCGUGGCCCAGUUUGUCUUCACGCCCAGCGCGGAGGUGUCUGAGCCCCGCUACCACCGUGACGGCAACACGGCGCUGCCCCUGGCCCUGCGCACCGUCAGCCGGUUGGUGGAGAAGGAGGCCAUCUCCUGCCAGGGCGAAGGGGCGGUGGCGCAGGCGGGGGGCUCCGUGUGAGGCCCGGCCAGCUCAGCGGUGCGUGGCGGGGUGCUGACCCCUCUCUGGCGGCCCUGCUGCGCUGUGUAUUAAGCAGCCCCGGUUUGUGGCUUGGCCCUCUGCGGGCUGGCAGGAGUAGCUCGGUGGGCCCUGGUACUCCUUGAUCUGGAGAUAAGAAGAGGCACACAGAAUUCAGCCUCCCUCAAGUGUCCCAACAUGGCCUGGCUGCUCGCUUUCCUUCCCUCCACCCAGUGGCAGCUCCCACAGCCACAGCAAGGUAGGGGGCCGGCGCGCCAGGCAGCUGGUGCCCUUCUCAGGGCCGACGUGCAAGGGCUGGACCCAGGGACCCCUGAGCCCUAGAUGUCCCGUAAGUCACAUCAUCAGCACAGGCGGCGGGCAGCCUGUGAGCCCCGAGGCGCUCAUGCCCCCUUGAAAUGCCCGUCCGCGUCCCCCUUCUGGCCGGGCUGGAGGAGCUGCCACUUUUGCAGACCUGCAGCUCCCCUGGCCGCGGGCCGGCCUCCUGUGCCUCUCAGCAGACUCCGAGGCCUG